AUGUUGUCGGCAUCCAGAAGAGCGACAAGCGCCUUGUCGCGGCAGCUUCGCGUUGCCUCGCGCCCUUUCACCGUGUCGACGGCCGCCCGCACGACCGAGAGACCCGCCGUCGUCGAGAAAACCGAGAGCGUCACCCCCCAGACGGCCGACAACACCGUUCCCAAGGAGGUCGGCCAGGCCCCUAACCGAGCCCUCGUUUGGUCGCGCAGCCAGAGGCCCAGAGCUCAGGCCAUGACCGGCCCCCGAUUUGAGCAGACCGACUUCUCUCUCCAGCCACAACCGUACUCAGCGAUGGAGCUUGUUCACGAGGAGCCCGUCCGGUGGACUCACAACCGCGUCGUUGCGUGCGACGGUGGCGGCGGUCCUGCCGGACACCCUAGAAUCUUCAUCAACACUGACAAGCCUGAAAUCGCUACCUGCAACUACUGCGGCGUGCCCUAUGCCAACGAGCACCACCGCAAGCACCUCGAGUCCCUUCCCGAGACCUCGUACCCCCUCGCAUAG
Colletotrichum truncatum is the source of this 504-nucleotide messenger RNA. RefSeq names its product NADH:ubiquinone oxidoreductase subunit. The record is from RefSeq and is a predicted model, not a curated record. Gene Ontology annotation, biological process: mitochondrial electron transport, NADH to ubiquinone. NCBI's taxonomy places the organism in Eukaryota, Fungi, Ascomycota, Sordariomycetes, Glomerellales, Glomerellaceae.